This is a messenger RNA of Camelina sativa (false flax), 1694 nucleotides long. RefSeq lists its product as uncharacterized. The record is from RefSeq and is a predicted model, not a curated record. NCBI's taxonomy places the organism in Eukaryota, Viridiplantae, Streptophyta, Magnoliopsida, Brassicales, Brassicaceae.
UCUCUUUCUCACUCUUCUCUCUUCUCUCUUUGAUCCUAAACUGAUUUGCUGGAAAACACAAAAAAAGAAAAAACUCUUUCUUGGAUACUCCGCUCAUCAAAGGUGUGAUCACUGCGUCUUUGCCUACUCCGCUAGGACCACUGACGACGAUGAUGAUCUGAUUCGGCGGUGGGAUGAUUGGAUCGACGGUGAAUGAAGAACCUAAUUGAAACUCGAGGGAACGAAGCGAUUCGGGUUUGGUGGGGGGUUGAAUCGGGGAAGAAAACGAAUUGGGGUUAUCGGAGAGAUGGGUAUCGGUCAUUUUCAAGGAGGAGUAAGAGUGAUGACGGAGAGGUUUGGGAAAAGAGCGGGAGGAGAUGAAGAAGAUGGGUUUGUUGGGGAAGAUGAUGGAGCGAGAGAAAGAAGAAGAACAGAGCUUGGUGGAUCUCUACUUGCUUUCUCAGGCAGCUUUCCCAACAGGAAGGAUUGUAUUUCAAGAACUUGAUAUGGGUUAGAGAGACAAAGGGAAAACAUAUCAUAAUUGACAAUAAUCCACCUCCGCAGCGGUGCUUCCGACAACGGCGACAGUAAACUGACAAUUGAUGCUAGGGUUAGUUUAUUGGUGUAUAUAUAUACUCACGAUCAGCAGCUUUCUUCUCCCCUACAAGUUCACGAUCAGCAGCUUUUUCUCUAUCAAAUUACGGUACACACUGCAAUGGGAGAUUCCCAGGCUGUAAAAGCUAAAGGUCAAUAUAACCAAUGGUUGGAACAUGAAAGCAAGAUGUUAGUCCAGCUGCUAGUGGAUGCAAUCAAUCAGGGUUUUCGUGAUGGUAAUGGAAAAUUCAGCAAAUUGACCAUCGAGACAAGAGUAUUACCAACUCUAAACCAAAAUCUUGGAAUUAACAAAACCUAUAAGGAGUUCAAAAAUAGGUUAAAGAUCUUGAAGAAUAAGUACCUAGGGUUGUCAGAUCAUCUUCGUUUUAGUUCUGGUUUUGGAUGGGACCCUGAAACAAAGAAAUUCACUGCUCCGGAUGAAGUAUGGGCUGACUAUUUGAAGGCUCAUCCUAGUAGGACAAAUCUGCGUGAUGACUCAUUUGAAGAUUUUGGAGAUUUGCAACUGAUUUUUGAAUCAACUACUGCUACUGGAAGGAAUGCUGUGGGAUUAGGCGAUGCCAUUGAUGCAAAUACAUAUCAAGUUGGAGAGAAUGAAGGGACAAAUAAUUCAAGUCAUGUCCAAAUAAUGGAAGAUGAGGAAAUAACAUAUGAAGAAACAUCUGUUCAUGAAGUUUUCUCUGCAUUAGAAACAAGAAGGGGGGGAAAGCUACCUCCAAAAAAGAAGGCUAGAACUGAAACUGAUGCACUUAACUCAAACAAGGCUGUUGAUGAACUGAAUACAGUGCAAGAUUUUGGUCAGCAGAUAUUUGGCAUGAUACAAAAAAGAUGGGAAAAGGAAAAUGAAGAAAAAGAAGCUGAGGACAAAGCUAAUAACGUGUGGGAUGCUAUCAAAGAAAUUCCUGAUUUGGAUGAUGGUUUGCGUUAUGAGGCCAUGACAUUGGUUCACAAGUUAGGUAUGAAAUAUGGAUUUGUCCAUAUGUCUAUAGCAGAUCGCAAGGGAUGGAUUCUAGGAAACCUUCAUAAACCAUGAGAUUGAAGUUGAAGAAGACUUUUUUUUUUUUUUUAAUAGUUUUUAGUUUUCAAAUUAGCAAUACCUUAUG